AUGGUAAAACCAGUUCCAGUUCCCUUGGUAGAUCUCAACUUUGGCACUGAUCCUCUUUUUAGUUUUAGUGCACAUCCAAGCGAGAACGCUCUUGUUGUUGGCUCGGGCACUGGACAGGUCAAGUUGCUAAAGUAUGACGUUGAAAAAUUGGAAAGCCAUAUAUUUCACUCCACCGAUAACGAGUGUGCCCAGAUCGAUGUCAAAGCCAAGGAACUCCAAGGUUCUGACUGUGUCACUAUUGGAUGGCGCACAAAACGUCACCAGGGUAGUUGCAGAUCCAUUAUUUUUGAUCCAAAGGGGGAGUAUGUGUACUCCGCUGGUCUCGACAAGCAAAUAAAAAAAGCCAAAGCAGAAACAGGCGUGGUGGUUGCAAAAUCAGACGUCCUUGCUUCCAAUAUCACCAAAAUCUUAACUGUUCCCAACAAAAACUUCUUGAUAGUGGGAACGGAGGAUGGUGACGUUCUCUGUCUUGACUCCAACACCCUGAAGCAAACGUACCAGAUAAAAAAAGUUCACGAGGAUGCAGUCAAUUCUAUAAACCACUACAAAAGAACGACCUUUGCACCAAAGUGA
This is a messenger RNA of Ogataea angusta, 573 nucleotides long. RefSeq lists its product as uncharacterized. The record is from RefSeq and is a predicted model, not a curated record. Lineage: Eukaryota; Fungi; Ascomycota; Pichiomycetes; Pichiales; Pichiaceae. Bases 1 to 573 code for a protein of 190 amino acids. The transcript has 2 exons. Gene Ontology annotation, molecular function: protein binding.